AUGUACGGGAAAGACCAAUAUGACUGGAACUUCAUCUCUCCGCCACAACCCAAACUCAACAACCGAACCAUACCCCAAGCGAGGGGUCGUAUGCUUGGGGGAAGUUCUUUGCUGAACUUCCUUAUGGUUGUCUACCCCAGCAAGGCCAGCAUCGACGCCUGGGGCGCUCUGGGGAACGGGGGCUGGAACUACGACGCGCUGGCCCCCUACUAUCGCAAAUUCGCGAAAACCCACCCGCCAUCCCAGAAUGCCCGGGAGUUCUGCCGUCUGGACGGACUUUGUAUUCAGGGGAUCUCUGCGGCGGAGACUGGGCCCCUUGCGGUGACCUUUGGCGAAGGGUUUGGACCCAACAACGCGGCAUGGUUCGACGCGUUCGAAGAACUCGGUCUGAAUAUGGCCACUGAUCCGCGGACUGGAAUGGCAGGCACGAGGACAUCGGCAGUCUCGGCCUAUUUGACGCCGAAGAGGAUCAUUCUCGAACCUGUGGUCAGUGGCGAUAAUGUCGAGUUCGUCGCGAAAGGCGUGGAAAUCAGGUCCGAAGAUGGCAGUAACCGUCGGGUUGGCGCUCGAAAUGAGGUUAUCCUCGCUGCCGGGGCGCUCCACACCCCCCAAAUCCUCGAACUCUCUGGGAUCGGGAGCCGCGAGCUUCUUGAGAAGCAUGGAGUGCCCGUGUUGAUUGACAACCCAAAUGUCGGCGAACAUAUGCAGGACCACCCUGUUGUGGCUGAGAACUUCGAGGUUGCAGAUAGUGUAACGUCAGGGGACAUGCUUCGAGAUCCUGCUCUUAUUCAGGCCGUUGUUGCUCAGUACCAAGCAAAUCAGGAAGGACCCCUGAGCCAGAGCAUUAUCAGUUCUGCCUAUGUUCCAAUGGCUGACUCCUCUGGAGUCCUAAGCACUGAUGCUCGCCGACAGCUGUUGGACAGACACCUCGGAGCCGCUACAAAGUGUUCAGAAGCAGAGCGAGGUGUGAUCCGGGCAAUUCUAGAAACUGACAAUGAGGCAGCCUAUCAGUGUCUGCUAUUUCCAAUGCAGAGCAAUAUCAUGGACAAUCCGACACACGUGGGCGAAUAUCUGGUGCCGGUCCUUCCUGAGAACUACCUCACCAUAAUGACAAUUCUCAACUACCCCUUCUCGCGCGGCUCAUGCCACAUUGUCUCCCCGCACGUGGAAGACAAGCCAGUGUGGGACCCUCGAUAUAACGACGAGGACAUCGAUAUGGAGCUCCUCGUGAGGGGCGUCCAAUUUGUCAGCAAGCUCGUGGCGACGCAGCCGCUGAGGAAGAUCAUCAAGGAGGGCGGCAAACGCUCGUCCGAGGGGGAGAGCCUCGAUGCGGCCAAGGACGUCGUUCGGAAGCGCCAAGUCUCGGUCUUCCAUUCUACAGUGUAUGCUGUAGCUGAGAGGGCAGCUGACAUUAUAAAGAAGGACAGAGAAAACGCUGAAUAG
Messenger RNA from Hirsutella rhossiliensis, 1443 nucleotides. Its product is annotated as GMC oxidoreductase domain-containing protein. The coding region runs from base 1 to 1443 and encodes 480 amino acids. Gene Ontology annotation, molecular function: flavin adenine dinucleotide binding; oxidoreductase activity, acting on CH-OH group of donors. Lineage: Eukaryota; Fungi; Ascomycota; Sordariomycetes; Hypocreales; Ophiocordycipitaceae. The record is from RefSeq and is a predicted model, not a curated record. The transcript is spliced from 7 exons.